AUGGCGGCGGAGUGGCCGGAGGUGGAUCGGGCGGAGCGGGAGCGGCGGAGGGAAUUGGUCGUCCAGGGGCGGAUGAUCGGCUCCGGCAGAGUGACGGGCGGCUCCCCCCGGCUCUCUUCUCUCUCUCCCUCCUGAACUAUCUGCAGGUCAGCGGCUGCGCGGAGCUCCGGGAGGUCCCGGAGGAGAUCGGCCGCCUCACCCGCCUGCAGAGCCUCGUCCUGUGCCGGAACCGGCUGCGGCUCCUCCCGGGGGGGCUGGCGGAGCUCCGGGGGUUGAAGGUCCUGGACGUGUCCGGGAAUGAACUGGAGAAUCUGCCGGAGGAGCUCAGCCGUCUGUCCGAUCUCAGCUCGCUGAACGUGUCCGGGAACCGGCUGGAGGAGCUUCCGCGGGGGCUGGGCCAGUGUAGCAGGCUGACCGCCCUCCACCUAUCCGGGAACAGGCUGAGGACCCUCCCCCGAGGAGUGCUGAGCGCGCAGCUCCCCCUACUGGCCGAGAUCAUCGCCUCCGACAACCACAUCCAGGAGCUGAGUCCCGACAUCGCCCUCCUGUCCGGGCUGAAGACUCUGGAUCUCUCCAACAACGAGCUCUCCGAGAUCCCGGCCGAACUCGCCGACUGCCCCAAGCUGAAGGAAAUCCACUUCAAAGGCAACAAACUGAAAGACAAGAGGCUGGAGAAGAUGGUGAACGGCUGCCAGACCAAGUCCGUCCUGGAGUACCUGCGGGUGGGGGGGCGGGGGCAAGGGGGAGGCGGAGACCGCGGCGAAGGAGGAGCCUAAGGACCGGAGGAAGAAGAAGCCGCAGAGACAGAGGAAGGACGGGGGAGGGGAGAAGGACGGCGAGGUGGAGGACGUGGCCAAGAUGAUGCUGAGAGUUCUGCACGUUUCCGAGAACCCGCUGCCCCUCGCCGUCGCCGUCCGUCCCGCCAUCAAAGAUGUCCGCCCGUAUAUCGUGUGCUGCGUGGUGAAGGGGAUGAACCUGACGCCCGGCAACGCCCUGAAACGUUUCCUGACCGCCCAGACGAAACUCCAUGAAGACAUCUGUGAUAAGAGGACGCUGGCCACCAUUGCCACCCAUGACCUGCAGCUGGUGAAGGGGCCCCUCCUGUACGAUGCCAGACCGCCCACAGAGUUCAAGAUCGUUCCGCUGAAUCGGAAGGAGAUAAACGCCAAGGAGUUGGUGCGGCAGCUGCAGUUUGAGGCGGAAGAACAGAGGAAGCAAAAGAAACGGCAGAACGUCUCCGGACUGCACAGAUAUCUCCACCUAUUGGACGGCAAAGACAACUACCCGUGCCUAGUGGAUGCUGAAAAUGCGGUUAUAUCUUUUCCACCAAUCACCAACAGCGACAAGACGAAGAUCACAAAAUCCACCCGCGCCCUCCUAUUGGAGGUGACCAGCGCCAGCAGCCUGCAGACCUGUAAAGAUGUGAUGGACGCUCUGAUUGAGAAAAUGGCGGAACUUCAUAAAUUCACGUUGGAGAACAGAGAGGAGGAAGUCGGUUCCGAUCCGGAAGAGUCUGCGUCUCAGAACCCGGAACCCCCGGUGGAGGGCCCCCAGCUGGUGCUGGAACAAGUGCGCAUCACCGACAUGGACGGCAGCCUGAAGGUCCUGUACCCGUCGAAGACCGACCUGAACCUGAGCGCGUCCUCCUUUGUGAUCGUUCGUUAG
Molecule: messenger RNA, 1665 nt
Organism: Staurois parvus
Lineage: Eukaryota; Metazoa; Chordata; Amphibia; Anura; Ranidae
Source: the annotation of a GenBank genome assembly